This is a messenger RNA of Stylonychia lemnae, 2874 nucleotides long. The record is from the annotation of a GenBank genome assembly. NCBI's taxonomy places the organism in Eukaryota, Ciliophora, Spirotrichea, Sporadotrichida, Oxytrichidae.
AUGUAUGAUUCAGCUGGAACCAUGGGAAUGGGAAGCAAUUUAUCUCUUCCCAUUAAAUAAAUAGACUAGUCUGGUGAAACUAAGAUAAAUUCGAAAAGCAAGAGACAAUCAUCAAGCCAGCAUCCCUUCCAUUAAAAGACCUUUAAGGAGAACGAACUUUUCAAGGCAGCUAAUCUCUAUAAUUUGCUCGAUAAACAUUAACACCUUUAUGAAAAUAGAAUUUUUGCGCAGAGUUCAAUAAACCAAAUAAAACUAGCAAAAGAGAGUUAAAAAUUCAAAAUUCUUAUGGAUGAUAAUGAUCAGCCUCAAUUUAUUAAAAAUAGCUCCAUUAUGAACUCUCAGAGACCGAUAACAACUACAGGUCUAGGUGGUUACUAAAGUUCGGCUUCAAUGAUGAAUAGUUAAACAGUAAUGAGACCUGUUUCUUAAUAAACUCUUCAAUCAAUCGUCACUAAUAAAAAUGCAUCUCAAGACUUUGAUCUUGACAAAAUUACCUAAAAUUAAUAGAUAUUCAAACGCUAUUUGUCAACUGUAGAUCCAUAAAUGUUUAAAUCUCAAAUGAAUGUCAAAGGCUAGCAAUAAAUCCCAACAAUCUAAGAAGUUAACGACUACGUGAGUACAGCUUAAGAAUUCAGUAAACACUCUAUGUAUUUUUCAAAUAGAUCGAAAUAGGCUGCAAAGGGGGAUAAGAUAAAUGAUUUUUACAACAUGGCCAGAGAUCUUAAUUACGAGGGUAAAUAAAGGUAUUAUGCUAGUUAAUUACAAAAAAAUGAAAUAACAAAUACAGUACGAUAGCCCACCGAGCACAUUACUGGAAAUUCAUUUGAUUAGUGUAAGAUUUAAAAAAAAGCAUACAGAGCUAACUCUGAAUCACAAACAAUAUAUAAAGAAAAAACACGCGAGAAGAAAUCAUUAAUAAAUUUCUAGGUGUAACCAUUUGAUAUGAUAAACCUUAGAGAUGAAGCAAAUAAACUAGCCUCAAGAAGACCCAUGACCACAAUCACUGCUGGCCAGUGCUAAAAGGUCUACGGCAUAUCUGAUUUCGCUCAUCUCUCCAGAAUUACAGCACCUAAUCAUAAUGAGGAUUAUUAGCGCGCUGUGACUACAAAUUAAAAACUGUUUAGACGCCAAAAUGGACCUUUUACCGAAUGGUUCAACUCUUUGAAGACUUAGAAGUUUAUCUCAGUCCCCUUCCAAAGUAAUGUUGGAAGAGCUGCAGGCAUACCCAGCAAUCUAAUUCAAAAGUAUGCCAGCAACAACCUCUUAUUUUACGCGCAAGGUGAACAGCACGUCAAUACAAAUUAUAAUGAUAGAUAAGACAUAUCUUUCAAAAAAAAAGAAAAGAGCCUGGGAGAGCUUUGCCGCAGAUUCUUGUUUCUGUACGGAGGAGAAGCCAGGGACUUAUUGUACCUUGAUCAAUGCACAAAGGAAUUGGCUGUUGAAAGAAGAAGAAUCUACGACAUAAUAAAUAUCCUUGAAAGUUUUAAUGUGAUCAGACGUAAAGCAAAGAAUGCAUAUUAAUGGAAGGGUAUUGAAAAGAUAUUAAAGUCUAUUUCUCUCUAAAUUAGCUUCUUUGAAUCGAAACUUGAUACUAAUAAUUCAAAGAUCUGCUAACUCUAGGAAAAAAAUAAGAAAAGUGCCAAGUCUGCGCCAAAUUCUAAUAGAAACCUCAAAGUCUAAUAGAUAGGUUUAUGUCAAGAUGAAUCACGAUUGCAAAAAAUGAUAAAUUCUCAUCAAGGAUUAGAAAAUAUCACAAAAAAGGGAGUACUUUUAGAUGAAGGUGAAAUAAGUGAAGAAGAAAAAGAAAAUGGAGCUAAAUAUAAAAAAGAUAAAUCACUUGGUAUCCUAUGUCAAUAAUUUAUCGGUCUCUUUGUAUCAUGGAAAGACAUCAUAUCCCUUGAAGAGGCUGCACGCUAAAUUUCAAAGAUUGACAUUGAAGAACAAAAAUUGAAAACUAAAAUUAGAAGGCUCUACGACAUUGCAAACGUUCUUCAAUCUAUUGGCUUGAUUCAAAAAACUAGCUACCCAUCUAGCAAGAAGCCAGCAUUUUAAUGGGUUGGCAUCCAAGGAGUUUAAGAUUUUGUCAAUGAAUUGAAGGAACAUGAAAUUUCAAAGCUUGCCUUAAACCCUUUAUCUGAUAGUGACGCUAGUCCAGAUAUAAAAAUAAGGUUGAACCCUAAAUACCCGAAUACAACAGGGAAUCAAUUGAUUAGCCCAGAGAUACUAAAAAGCAAUUAAAAGAUAUCGAAUCAAACCACUGAGCACAGUGGUUUGACAGGUUAAAAGAGAAAUCAUUCUGAUUUACUUUCUCAAACUUAAAGGUUUGAAAGAAAAUACUCUGAGCCAUUGAUUCCAUCAAAAAGAUAGAUGAAAACGUAUGAUCAGAUUUGUUCUGAAAAUAUUAGCAGAAAUCCAGAUAAUUUUGAAUAGAUUUUAGAAUAAGCUUUGCAAACAAGAACCUAAUAAACUGGGUUCAGACCAUUAAAUUAGUUAAACUAAAACAAUAAAUUCUAGUAAUCAUCUUUACAGACAUCAAAGACGAAGAAAUAUUUACCACAACAGCAAUAACUGCCUUAUUAAGAUAAGGAAAAUUAAGAACCAAACUAGCUGGGACUUAUAAAAUACAAAAGCGAUAAUAACAAUAUUAAACAGCUGUAAGGAUUGAAUUUUUAAAGCACAUCAAGCUCUUUUACCAAAACUACUGCUAACUCUAUAAGUAUAGCAGGAGAUAAUUCUGUAAAAUCAUCUAUGUCAAAUAAGGUUAGUACAAUCUCAGUUUCUAGCUAGAGUGCACCAGUCCAAAACGGUCUUAGCCUGCUUUUCGCAGCAAUUGAUAUAGUAUUAAAAGACUAAAAUCUUAACGAAUCCUUCUGA